Molecule: messenger RNA, 1509 nt
Organism: Cyanidioschyzon merolae strain 10D
Lineage: Eukaryota; Rhodophyta; Bangiophyceae; Cyanidiales; Cyanidiaceae
Product: probable serine protease
Exons: 1
Coding region: 1-1509 (502 amino acids)
Biological process (GO): proteolysis
Molecular function (GO): protein binding; serine-type endopeptidase activity
Source: RefSeq, a predicted model, not a curated record
AUGCAAUCUACGGGGAAUACGCUCCUCGGACGCAGCUGCAGGUUACUGCGACUGCGACUGCAGUUGCAUAAUCAUCAUCGUCCACAACAGCAGCAGCAGCAACAGUCGAUUCGUCUGAUUCACCGGACAAUACCUUCAUGGAACAGACAUGGCGGAGCCAAGUCAAGCGAGAGCUACGCGCGCACCCCUGAACGACGAGGUGCUCGCUACUCAUCGGUAACGAGCUGGCAGGCCAAGUGCUUGCCAUCACUGCGCGGUGCUCCAGGACGACGCAACAGCCGCUGGGCCUCUGUGCUGAACUCCGCUCUACUAUUUGUGUCUGGUGCACUGGUCGUAACUCUGCCCAGCUGGUGUAGCACCGAGUGGUGGCGGUUGCCACUCGGCUCUUUCUGGAAACGCUUUCAAGCACAGGCGGCAGCGCUUGGUGACGCGCUGAGCGCUGAGGCGUCCGCGGCACAACCUGAAGCGAGCGCUGGACUUCCGAGUAUACGCGAUAAGCCGCUGACGCGCUUCGCAAUCGCAGACGCGGCAGCUCGUGUUGCCCCGGCAGUUGUCAACAUCACCGUCACGGUAUCGACGGGUGAUCGCUGGCUCUUUGGACCUUUUGCGCCUCCGACAACGCUCGCCCAGUCCACUGGUUCGGGAUUCAUCUUCGACAGUAACGAGGGACUGGUGCUCACCAAUGCACAUGUUGUUGCGGAAAUGCGCAACGCACCCCAGACGAGUGCGUUGACGGUUACGCUGCAGGAUGGACGCUCUUUCUCGGGUGCCGUCGAGAGCGUCGAUGCACUCACGGAUCUCGCCAUCGUUCGAAUUCUGGACCCGGGAACAGACUUGCCGGCAGCCGAAUUGGGUGAGUCGAGCGCGUUACGAACUGGCGAAUGGGUGAUUGCUGUUGGGAGUCCAUUGAUGCUUGCGAACACAGUGACCUGCGGGAUUGUGAGUGCGACCAACAGAGAGGGUUUCGAGAUUGGCUUUCCAGUGGGAGCGCCGCGGUUGGCCUUUAUUCAGACGGAUGCGGCGAUCAAUAUCGGCAACAGUGGUGGCCCUCUGGUGAAUCUCGACGGUCACGUGAUUGGGAUUAACACGCUGAAAGCGCUCAGUUCGGAUGGGAUCUCGUUUGCACUGCCCAUUGAUCUCGCCAAGGAGGUAAUCCGGCAGCUACGCCAGCACGGUCGAGUGGUGCGUCCGUUUCUAGGCCUCAAACUACUCACGCUGACACCGGCGCUUGCCGAGGAAUUACGACGACGUUCGAGCAGCGGCUUUCCGCCCGAUGUGAACGAGGGCGUAUGUGUGCCGCAGGUUCUCCCGGGUGGACCGGCGGAGCGCGGUGGACUUCGCGCUGGUGACGUGAUCGUUGCCAUCGAUGGACAACCUGUUCGUAGCACCCGCGAGAUCUUGGAUCUGCUGGGGAAUCGGGUAGGACAUGCGAUCGAGUUUACAGUGAUUCGCGGACGUAGAGGCCAGCGAAUCACGCUGCAGAUUACGCCAGAGCAAGCCAAAGGCUGA